This is a messenger RNA of Nymphaea colorata (pocket water lily), 3836 nucleotides long. RefSeq lists its product as uncharacterized. Bases 505 to 3663 code for a protein of 1052 amino acids. The record is from RefSeq and is a predicted model, not a curated record. Gene Ontology annotation, biological process: signal transduction; recombinational repair. Lineage: Eukaryota; Viridiplantae; Streptophyta; Magnoliopsida; Nymphaeales; Nymphaeaceae. The transcript has a single exon.
AAAAGCUAUGGACAUUGAGCUUUGGGCUCUCUCCGUUGCCUCCACAACGACGGCUUUUCUUAAUUGCCAUGGCGCCCUUGAAUGACGGAAGGAUGAGUGAGGCCAUUUUCGUCGUUGAGAAGGGCGAGAUCUAGCACUCUGUGCAGCCAGGCUUUCACGAUGGAGGGAAAGCGGCGAACCGGUUUCGUCGUCCAAUGAAUGGGAACAUGGGUGUCCGAGUCGGGAUCUGACGCGGAAACUGUGAAUGGAAAGACGGAAGGGAUCUCACAGGCCAUGUCGUCGUUCCUUCUUCCCCUCCUUCCAUUUCGAUUUUUAUGGCAACCACUGUUCCGACCCUCGGAACUUCCCAAUUCCCAUCGGAGCCUCUCUCCGCAGUGCUGAUUGGCGUUUUCUCGAAUUGGGCAGCCGGCAUUUCGCUCGCAGGCGGUAGAACACUGUGGCCGUCUUUUCAUCCUUCUCUGAUGAGAAGGGAGUGAGUCUCGGUAUUCUGUGGAAAAGGCGAAGAUGGAGUUGUUUGCGGGGGAGGAGCCACCACCAUUAUCGAUGUGUGAGCCAAAGACGGUGAGAAACCUCUCGUCCUCCUCCUCUUCCUUCGUCUCGGCUAAACAGUCACCCUUCUUCUCGCCCCGCACGCCCCCCUCCUUCAAAUCAUCGUCGUCGGUCGCAGCUGAGCCGACUCCCAGCUCCAUUUCGGCCCGCCUCUUUGGAUCAGGAUCCACCGGCGUCGGUUCCCUUGGCGGAGAGCGAUUGGCUUCCCAGUCACGGGAUUCCAGCGACGCCUCCCUGCUGAAACGGGUCGUCGAAGGUCUUAGAGAACGAGAUGAAACGAGAAAAGAAGACAGAUCAUUGCAAGUCGACCUCCCCAACUCAGUGCUGUCGCUUGAUUCGGCGGAAAAGUGCCCGUCCGAGAGCUGCUCGUUGAUCUGCAGCGACGAGGGGAGUGAUCACCGGCCAGUGAGGCGCGAGGCAAGUGCUCUGCGACCGUUGAAGCAUCGAAGAAUCAGGCGAAAACGAUUGAGCGGUGGUGGUGGCGGUGGCGGCGGUGGCGGAGGGAGCUCUAUCAGGACUAGCGAGAGCUCCUACCGUGGUUGCUCAACCUCUUUGUCGUCGUCGGCGGGGAUGAGGAGUUGCGAUGUAUACAUUGGGACUCACGGGAGGAAGCCUUUGUUGCUGAGGUUUACCAAGUGGUUGCGCUCCGCCCUGGAGUCCGAGGGGAUCGCCUGCUUUGCCGCCGAUCGCGCCCGAUACCGGAACUCCCGGAGCCACGACAUCGCGGAGAGGGUGAUAAACUCGGCGACCUUUGGAAUCGUGAUCAUCACGAAGAAAUCCUUCUCGAAUCCAUAUACCAUCGACGAGCUCAAGAUCUUUCUAGGUAGGAAGAAUUUGAUUCCCAUUUACUUUGAUCUCGGGCCAGACGAUUGCAUCACUAGGGACAUCAUAGAAAAGAGGGGAGAAUUGUGGGAGAAGCAUGGUGGGGAGCUAUGGGUUCUAUACGAUGGGGUCGAGAAGGAAUGGAGGGAGGCAGUGGAUGGUCUGUCCAGAGUGGAGGGAUCGAAGUUGGACGCACAUUUGGGGCAUUGGCGGGAUAGCAUUUCGAGCACAGUGAAUCUUAUCGGCCUGAGGCUUGGCCGGAGGAGCGUCGCCGAGCGCGAGAAAACGAGGAAGGACAGGCUAGAAAAGGAGGAAUUCCCAUUCCCCAGGAAUGAUAAUUUUGUGGGGAGAAGGAGGGAGCUCCUUGAGCUGGAGCUUAUGCUGUUUGGAGAUGUCAAUGGCGAUGGAGAAGGGGAGUACUUUAAUUUGAAAACUAAGAACAGGAGGAAGAAUGUGACCGUUAGCAGGAGGAAGAGAGGGGAAGAAGACAAUGAUGUGGGUGAGGAAUCACAGAGAGAAGGGAGGAGAGAGAACAAGAAGGGAAAAGAGCAAGUAGUAUGGAAAGAAUCAGAGAAGGAGAUCGAAAUGCAGAGAUGUGGGAGUCCACAAGAUCAACAUAAGCCGUCGAGGAACAAUCAUGGGCCAAGGUAUUCAAGAAGUCGAAGUUAUAACGGUGUACUGUAUGGUAAAGGUGUAGCUUGUGUCUCCGGGGAGUCGGGCAUUGGUAAAACUGAACUGUUGUUAGAGUAUGCGUACAGGUACGCACAGAGGUAUAAGUUAGUGUUGUGGGUAGGAGGGGAAUCAAGAUUCUUUAGGCAGAACUAUUUGAAUUUGUGCUCUUUGUUGGGCCUUGAUGUGGGCACUGAGACUCAAGUUGGCCCUGGAAAAUAUAGGACAAGGAGUUUUGAGGAGCAGGAGGCCUUGGCCUUUCAAAGGGUAAGGAGGGAACUCAUUAGAGACAUUCCAUACUUGCUGGUGAUCGACAACUUGGAAAGUGAGAAGGAUUGGUGGGAUGCUGUUAAUAUCAUGGAGCUCUUGCCACGCUUUGGAGGAGCAACCCAUGUUUUGAUCUCAACGCGCCUUCCUCGAGUUAUGAAUCUUGAACCACUGAAGCUCUCUUAUUUGUCUAGCUCAGAGGCCAUGACUUUGGUGACAGGAGAGGCAGAGUAUCCUGUCACUGAGCUUGAUGCACUUAGAACUAUAGAAGAGAAGUUGGAUAGGCUUCCUCUGGGGCUUCGGCUUGUUGGGUCAAUUCUUUCUGAAUCAGAGCUGCCUGUUACUGCCACAUGGCUUCUUGAUACUAUUAAUAGGAUGCCUCUUAGGGAUCUUUUAUUUGAGGAGAAGGAGGAUUCAGUCUUGCGAUAUCACCCUUCUCUUAUGCAGCUCUUGGAUGUUUGCUUCUCCAUUUUCGAUCAUGAGGAGGGGCCUGAAAAAUUGGCCUCAAGUAUUGUGUGGGUAAGUGGCUGGUUUGCUCCAUCUGCCAUCCCAGUGCCACUAUUGGCACAAGCAGUGGAUAAGUUACUGGGCAAACACUCCAUAUUCAGGUCAUGGAAGAAAUGUUUCUGUGCAAUUACUGGUUGCUGUAGAACUUCCCAUAUUCAGAGAUCUGUAGCAGAAGCAGCAGCAAUGCUGGUAAGAUUUGGAAUUGCAAGGUGUAGCAGUAAGCAAGGGUGGAUCUAUUUCCACGACAUCAUUAAGCAGUAUGCUCGGAAGAGGGGUGGCAGUAGUGCUGCACAAGCAAUGGUCUGCAGUGUUAGUGUCAGAGGUACCAUCACUUGGCAUGCUGAUCAUUUGUGGGCGGCAUGCUUUCUACUCUUUGGAAUUGGGAAUGAUCCAAUAAUUGUUGAAUUGAAGGUUCCUGAAUUGAUGACCUUUAUAAGAAGAGUAGCUUUGCCCCUUGCUGUUUAUACAUUCAACACAUUCUCCAGGUGUCAUGCUGCAGUGGAGCUCCUAUAUCUUUGUACUCGUGCAUUGGAGGCUGCAGAAGAAUCUUUGGUUUCAAAGGUUGAGAAGUGGCUCGAGAAAUCCUUUUGCUGGGGAAGGUCAGUGCAAUCAGAGACACAAUUAAAUGCCAACUUAUGGCAUGAAAUGACACUUUUGAAGGCUACGCUACUAGAAACAAGGGCCAAACUGAUGCUUAAGAGUGGAAUGUACGAUAUAGGAGAGGAUCUCUGCCGGUCUGCUUUAAGUAUGAGAACUGUAGUUUGUGGCCUAAAUCAUCCUGAUACAAUAUCCUUGCGGGAGAUGUUGGCUAAGCUCAUAAGGUUUCAUAUAAGCACCCAGAACAGCUAACCUCAGGAGUGGUUGUUUAAGAAGAGAGGCAAUUCUUUUGGCCUUGUGCCAUGAUCUCAUAAAUAUUUUCAGAUAAAUGUUUCCAAGUUUUUAUGUGCAUUAAAUAGAUCUUUAAGUUUCACCAUCCUGCUUUAUACCAUAAUCAAUGAAUGAAAUACCAUUCUUUCUUUUAA